Schistocerca americana (American grasshopper) is the source of this 498-nucleotide messenger RNA. RefSeq lists its product as uncharacterized. NCBI's taxonomy places the organism in Eukaryota, Metazoa, Arthropoda, Insecta, Orthoptera, Acrididae. Bases 1 to 498 code for a protein of 165 amino acids. The record is from RefSeq and is a predicted model, not a curated record. The transcript has a single exon.
AUGGGAGCACCAGGUAAGUACUUUCGUAUUUCCUUGGUGAGGAUACGAGCGUCGAGGAACUUAGGAUCGGGAGUUGACAGGACAAAGGUGUGGAGGGUGGGGGCCAAGGUAUGGGUGGCAGGAGGAGGGGUGGUGUCCAUGGUGACGACAGGGGGAGGGGGAGGUGGUGUUGAUUUUUUGUGGGAAGUGGCGGGAGCAGAGUCGGAUAGGACGCGCUUUUGGGGUUUUUUUGGAGACUGGAGGCUGCGAGGAGGGGAGAGGGACGGGGAGGAGAGGGAGGUGGCGGGUGGCAGAUCCCUGUGGCGUAGUGGAGGCACCGGGAGAAGCAGCUGGUUCAGUGGUGGCGAUGGUGGGUCGGCGCGACGUGAUGCGUGCAGGAGAUGCAGAAGACGAAGUGAUGGGGUCGGUGAGAGAGGGGAAGCCAACCACCUGAGGGGCGGCAGCAGAGGCGGCAACAGAGGCGUACGUGAGGGCGGGGGUAGGAGUGGGAGCUGUUGA